Messenger RNA from Candida dubliniensis CD36, 2397 nucleotides. RefSeq lists its product as uncharacterized. The record is from RefSeq and is a predicted model, not a curated record. Bases 1 to 2397 code for a protein of 798 amino acids. The transcript has a single exon. NCBI's taxonomy places the organism in Eukaryota, Fungi, Ascomycota, Pichiomycetes, Serinales, Debaryomycetaceae.
AUGAGUUCGUUCAAGACCAAUAAGAUAAUAUCCAAACCCAAUUUACAACCAGUCAACUCACCGACAACUUCCGAACAGUCUCCUGCAACCACAAUAGACCAACAUGCUCAAAUGGAUCGCAUCCCCACUCUGGAAUCAUUCUUACCUCCAAGUAAUUUGACCGAUAUUGAAUCAUUUGAUCAAAAUCACGACGUUUCACCUAAAUCACGCCGUACAGAAAGCUCAUCCAUAUACGAAGAUCCAGGAGAUAGUACUUACCAAUAUCUCCAGCAACAACUGCCACAACAACCACCUAGUGUCAUCUCAAAAAAUUCAAGUAGUGAAGCUAUCCCGGUGUCAAUUAAACUUUCACAAUUGCCUAACAAUUCUUCUUCUUCAUUAUUUAUUAACAAUAGAACAAGACAACCGAAUUCACCUUCAGUUAAUUCUCAAAGAGGGAAUAGCAAAUCACCAAGCAAAAGUUCACACUUUUCAUCGAAAGAUGAGCCAAUUAUAGAAAAUUUGAAACCUUCUCUCGAGUCAUCUUCCGCUUCGACACAUUCAUUAGAAUCUCCAAUUACACCCUUGGUUAGGAAAACUAAGUCAUCUUCACAGUCGAUACAACAACAACAGCAACAACAGAAAACACCUUCUUCGUCUAUGGUCUCACCAGGGUUUUUAAUUAUGCAACAAGAAUCAUCACACUCUCCACAUCAACCAUCACCAGCUUUGUCACAUCUGUCGGUGUCAACAUUUGGUCAUAAGAAACGUGAAUCCAUGUUGUCCACAUACUCAGGAGCUGUUGAAUAUGAUGCUGUGCCCAUGACAGUUAAACGAUCAAGUAGUUCCAAAAUUAAAUACGUUGGUAAUGCAUCACAGAUGAACGCUAAUAAUAAUUACAAUAAUAUGGUUUCAUCAAGAACUCAUCACCGGAAAAAGUCAUCUUUAUCAUCAACUACAUCAAAUAAAUACAGUGAUCAUAAUACAGUUUCCGAUACUAAACUGGUUGAAACUAGUCAAUUAUUAGCAGGUGAUUCUAGUAAUAGCAAUAAUUCCAAGCACAAUCGCAGUUAUUUUGAUGAUGACGAUGACGAAGAAGAAGACGAUAGUUCAAUAUUGAUGGGGAAAUUACCAACUAGAUCAAGUAAGGAAGAUGAGUUAAAGGCUCAACAACCUGAUAAAACUGUAACCACUAACAUUGAAGGAUCAAUCCCUGCUAGAUCACCAAGAAGACCAGCAUCUGUUAUGUCCCCCAAUUUUUCCAGUAUCGAUAUGAUUAAUAGCAGCUCCAUCAGUAAUAAUACUACUGGUUCAAAAGAUCAGAGUCGUCGUAAGAGUUAUGUUGAAGAUAAUAAAAGAAGAUCAAUACAAAUUAAUGAUGGGUUGGAAAAAUUAAUGUUGGAUGCUACCUCAUUUACCAGCCAAGAUGAGAAUGACGAAGGAAAACAAGAAGGAGAAGAAAAGGUGGAACAUGACAAUACUAAAUUUAUUAAAGAUGUGACUCCUAAUCAUUUAAAUAUUCAUCGCAAAAAUGGUACAGAUGAAUAUAAUGAAGAUGAUGAUAUUACACCUAAAUUUGAUCCAGCGUUGAUGACAGGGUUGCAUGAUGGAGUUGAUAUUGAUGAAUUAGAUAAUAAUGUUCCAAUAUCGUCAAGAAAUAGUUCUUAUGAACUGUGGUCACGACAUGAAUCAAAAAGAAAGUCACCAAUCAAGCCAUUAAAUUUACCACCACGUCCCACUAAAGAUAAUAUUACUAAAGCAAGAACAAUCUCCAAUAAUUUGCAACAACAGCACUUACGAGAACAAUAUGAAACACCAGAUGGAAAUCCGGAUAAUAUUAAUAUUAAUGAAGGAGAAGAAAUCAUGCCGUCAAAAAAUAAUUUAGUAGAUGAUGAAGAAUAUGAACAAAGGGGAACAACUAACAACCAUAUUGAUGAUAAUGAUGAUGAUGAUGAUGAUGGGUUUUAUGAUAUAACUGGAGAACCAGUUACUGUUCAACCACCAUUAGUAAGAGCAAGAUCAGUAAAGAAUUCCAUUAAACGUCCAGGUAGACAUACCAAAUCAUCUAAAGAUAAUCAAAUUUCUGGUGAUACCGAAAGGCAUCAUAAUAGCAAAAAACAUCGUGGUCGUGGUAGUGGUGGUGGUGGUAAUAAAAAACAUCAUUCUCAAAGAGGAAAAAAUGGUUUGAAACCAUUUAGUUAUACCACUUUAAUAUCAUUAUUAGAAAGUAUGAAUGGUACUAUAAUUGGUGAAGAAUUUAAUCAAUUGAAUAUCCCCAUUAAAGAAAAACAAUUGAUUGAAAAAAUUAUUGAUUCAUUAAGUCGAUUAACUUCAGAUAUGAUAUUAGAUCAACAACGUUAUGAAAUUGGUAUUGAUCGAUUAGAAAAAUGUUUAAGAGUAUUAGAAGGAUUUAUGUGA